AUGUACGACCUUGUGAAAGCAUCGGAUGGCUUGAUCGGCCACGGCACGGGCAACGUCAAUGUUAAUGUUCAAUUCCGGAUGAUCGUGUUUCGGCCGUUCAAGAACGAAAUCCUGACCGGCCGCAUCACGAAAUGUACAGCUGAGGGCAUUCGAGUUUCUGUGCGGUUCUUCGACAACAUCUUUGUGCCUUCAACCAUGCUUUUCGACGGCUGUAACUAUGAUGCCAACGAGCAGACCUGGAUCUGGCACACAGAGGGCGAGAACGAGGACGAGGAGGCCAACGACCUCUUCCUGGACGUUGGGGACACUGUCAAUUUCCGGAUUGAAUCCGAAAGCUGGCACGAUCAAGCACCAGCUGCGCCCAAGAUUCGGAGGCCUGGCGAGUCAGAAUCCGUGACCGAUUACAAGCCUCCCUACUCGAUCGAGGCGUCGAUGACCGAACAGGGGCUAGGUGGUGUCCAUUGGUGGUGA
Molecule: messenger RNA, 471 nt
Organism: Cladophialophora carrionii CBS 160.54
Lineage: Eukaryota; Fungi; Ascomycota; Eurotiomycetes; Chaetothyriales; Herpotrichiellaceae
Exons: 5
Coding region: 1-471 (156 amino acids)
Biological process (GO): transcription initiation at RNA polymerase III promoter
Cellular component (GO): RNA polymerase III complex
Source: RefSeq, a predicted model, not a curated record